AUGAGAUUGAAAUUUCCUGUCUUUUGCUCUUCAGAGACCUCUUCAACCUUUUCUCCAAUGGCAGGAGAGAAAAAAUCGCCGAUCAAGCGUAGAGAUAGGGCCGCCGUCGUUGUUCUUGGAGACAUUGGGCGUAGCCCACGUAUGCAAUACCACGCUCUUUCCCUUGCACGUCAGGCCUUUCUAGAGGUUGAUAUUGUUGCAUAUGGAGGUUCAGAGCCUCACAGUGCAGUUUUAGAGCACUCAUCUAUCCAUAUUCACAAAAUGCCGCAAUGGCCAACUAGUGGGCGAAGUCUGCCAAAGAUAUUUCGUCCCUUAAUGCUUAUGCUCAAGCCAAUUGUUCAAUUUCUUUUGCUGCUUUGGUAUCUUUGUGUGAAGAUACCGGCUCCUGAUGUCUUUAUAGUCCAGAAUCCACCAUCUGUUCCUACCCUAGUAGGUGUAAAGUGGGCUAGCUGGUUGAGACAUUCGAUAUUUAUUGUAGAUUGGCAUAAUUUUGGAUAUACAUUGCUUGCAUUAUCACUUGGAAGGAGUAGCUUAUUCGUGUCACUAUAUCGUUGGAUUGAGAAGCGGUAUGGCAGGAUGGCCCAUGGUUCUUUGUGCGUGACCAGGGCAAUGCAACAUGAAUUGGCUGAGAACUGGGGAAUUAAAGCCACUGUUCUGUAUGAUCAGCCCCCUGAGUUUUUUCGACCUGCUUCCCUAGAGGAGAAGCACAAGUUAUUUUGCAGGAUCAGCAAAAGCCUCAACCAGCCAUCUGGUUUUCAGGAUUGCAUUAGUAAUGGAAUGACAGCAUCAGAUAACAAUGAUCCUAAUGUAACUCCAUUUACAGCUCAGCUUGGCACUGAUAUUUUCCUGAAGCAUAAUGGACCAGCACUCAUUGUUAGCAGCACGAGCUGGACUCCAGAUGAAGACUUUAGCAUUCUUUUGGAAGCAGCACUCAUGUAUGAUAGACGUGUUGCUGCACUAUUAAAUGAGGAUGACGCGACCAGAGAUGAAGUUGUUUGGAAGGAGAUUUCUGAUGGGAAGAAAUUCUCAUACCCGAGGUUGUUAUUCAUCAUUACUGGUAAAGGGCCUGAAAAGGAAAAAUAUGAACAAAAAAUAAGGAAACUGAACCUCAAACGCGUAGCAUUCCGUACGAUGUGGUUAUCAGCGGAGGAUUAUCCUUUGCUUCUUGGGUCAGCAGAUCUUGGUGUUUGCCUGCAUACUUCUUCAUCAGGGUUGGAUCUACCCAUGAAGGUUGUGGAUAUGUUUGGCUGCGGACUCCCCGUCUGUGCUGUUUCAUAUUCUUGUAUCAAGGAGCUGGUAGAAGUUGAAAAGAAUGGCCUCCUUUUCUCUUCGUCUUCAGAGCUAGCUGAUGAACUCAUGAUGCUAUUCAAAGGUUUCCCAGAAAAGUGUGAUGCAUUAAACAAGUUGAGGAUGGGCGUGAUGGAAAGGGUAUCUUCAGCAAGGUGGGCGAACGAGUGGGAGGAAAAUGCCAAGCCCUUAAUAUCCAAGGUCAUUUCUGAGAACUUCAGCUGA
Messenger RNA from Fraxinus pennsylvanica, 1512 nucleotides. Lineage: Eukaryota; Viridiplantae; Streptophyta; Magnoliopsida; Lamiales; Oleaceae. The record is from the annotation of a GenBank genome assembly.